This is a messenger RNA of Condylura cristata (star-nosed mole), 5100 nucleotides long. RefSeq names its product maestro heat-like repeat family member 2A (gene MROH2A). The coding region runs from base 1 to 5100 and encodes 1699 amino acids. Gene Ontology annotation, cellular component: cytoplasm. The record is from RefSeq and is a predicted model, not a curated record. The transcript has 42 exons. Lineage: Eukaryota; Metazoa; Chordata; Mammalia; Eulipotyphla; Talpidae.
AUGUGCGUUGGGCAGACAGAGCUGCGUCUCAUGGUGUUUUGUCCCACCCAAGAGGAGACUCUGAGAAGCGAGUCUGAGGCAGAGAUGGCAGAAGAAGCAACAAAUUCAAACGAGGACUCGUCCGAGGAGACGGAGGGCCUGGGGCCUCUGGAGCCAGAAGACAGGGGUAUGUUCCAACAAGUCACCAACCUCCUCGACAUCAUGGACAGCAAGUCGGCUGACACAGACACGGUGGGGCCAGGCCCCGACAUGCGGAAGACGCUGGCCUCGGUGAUAAUCACAGAGAAGGCCACCUCCAAGCCCUCGGUGGUGCUGAGUGCGCUCAUCUGCUGCCUGCGGGUGCCGAAGAUUCCCACCCAGCGCAAGGUCAACAUCUACAACAUCCUCCAGGAGAUCAUCCAGCAGGAGGGGGAGCUGGAGGAGCAGUGUGUGCAGAGGCUGGUGGCCAUCGCCUCCCGGGAGAUGAGGGAGAGCCUGGAGGUGGACGGCUACGUGAGGGCAGAGGUGGCCAGCGACACCCUGGUGGCCCUGUCCCGAAACCACUUCAGCAUGGUCAUGUAUGAGCUGCAGCACCACCUCAAGCCCCUCGACCUCGCGGAUGAGUUUGUCAUUGUCACCCUGGCGAAGCUGGCCAACGGCAACGUGUUUGAGUUCAUGCCGUACAUGGGCAUCACCCUGGCUACCAUCUUCACCAUGCUGAGGCUCGCCAAUGAGGCCAAGAUGCGGCAGGUGAUCUGUGGCGCCAUGGAGACCUUCUGUGAGACUGUGCAGUUUUAUCUGAAGCACCUGGAAGACAGUGUGUACCCCGUGAUGACCGAGGACCAGUUCGCCGUGAAGCUCUUCCCGAUGUACCGCUAUUUUGUGACUGUGUGGCUGAGGAAUCACAACCCCGAGGUGAAGCUGGGGGUCAUCAAGUCCCUGAAGCCCAUGCUGAACCUCCUCCUGCCCCACGAUGACCUGCGGGAGCAGGUGUACGACUACAUCCCGCUGCUGCUGGCCGAGUACCAGGGCGGCCUGGAGGCCCUGUUCAUCACACAGGUCUUGAGACAGAUCCUGGAAGUGUCGGUCAUCACCAACACCCCGGUACCCCAAAUGCAGCUACACACCAUUUUCACAGAACUGCACAUUCAGGUGUGUGCCAAGGCCCCUGCCCAGCAGCAGUACAGCAGCCAGAACUUGACAGAGAUCGUCCACUGCUUCAUAGCUCUGGCCCGCUCCUACCCCAAGGAGCUGAUGAAGUUCUUCCUCAGCCAGAUGGAGGUGAGCAAGGAGGCUGUCCGCGUGGGCACCUUGACCCUGAUCAGGGCGGUGGUGAGCGCAGAUGAGCCCAAGAUGAGCAUCAGGACCAUCUACCUGGCCAUCCGGGUGGUCAAGCACACCCUCUCCGACACCCGGUCCAAGGUGCGGAUGGCCAUACUCCGCAUCAUCGGUCAGCUGGCGCUGUCUGGCUUCCAGGACAGGAUCAAGGGCUGGGGCCUGAAGUACGUGUCCAUGCAGCUGACCCAGUCCACCUACAAGCUGACAAACCGCCGGGAGAGUUUUUAUCAGAGGGACUUGGAGGAGAAGAUGGUCCACAAGGUCACCAUGGACACCGUGAGGGUCAUCACCUCUUCUGUCAGUGGGAUGACCAGCGAUUUUUGGGUCAGGCUCCUGUGUUACAUCAUGGAGACGGAUUACACAGAGGCCUUGACCCCCAUCUGCAUCAGCCUCACAAACCUGGCAGAGCACCAGCUCCUCAGCAAGGACGCGGAGGACCCCGCGCCGGGCAGGAGCAGACACGUGGACCUGCCUGCGCCGCAGAAGCUGCUGGCCCGUCUGCUGGUGCUGAUGUCGUCCCCCUACAAGGGCGAGGGCCGCGGGAUAGCCAUGCUGAACCUCCUGAAGACCCUGAGCCAGAGCAUCGCGCCCUCCAUGGCCGACGUGUGGGAGCUGGAGAUCCCGCUGCUGGUCAAGUACCUGGAGGAACACACUGAGUUUACCUGGACUCAGAAGACCUGGGAGGACAAGCUGAUUCAGUUCCUGAGAAACUCUCUCAGGAAGACCCGGGGUUCCAGCUGGAGCCUGCGCCUGAGCAAGGAGCUCAACAACCAGAUCGAGAGCUUUGACAGCCCCUCCCUGGAGAAGGGCUUUCUGUACCGGGCCUUGGGCUUCACCUUGGCCUCGGGGCUGGAGGCCGACAAGGUGGAGGUGCUGCUGCUCGAGCUGCUGUACAAGACCGACUACAGCAACGACUUCGACCGGGAGGGCGUGAUCCAGUGCUUCGGCCUGUGUGCCCGGGGCCAGGUGAAGACGGUUCUCAAAGUGCUGCAUGACUUCGAGGAGAGGAUCCAGGAGUCGGAGCAGUCCUGGCAGAUCGGGGCUUGGCGGAAGGACCACCCCUGGAGGCGGGAGGCGGUGAAGAGCGCCCUCAUGGUGACGUACAGCUGCGUGGCCUUGCACUGCCACCCGCAGGUGCUCCUCGCCCACCUGGACAGCCCCAUCGCGGCCAAGAUCAUCCACCACUACUCCAGCAGCUGCCAGGGCAUCUGCCUCAAAAUGGCCUUCCUGAAGAGUGUGGUGCAGGUCACCAGCGCCAUCAGAAACAUCAGAGACCCCGAGGACUUUCACUUUUCCCAAAAGGCGACGCUCACUGGCAUUAUUGUGGCCAUCAUCAAGGCGGAACCCACGGACACCCUGGCUUCCCCCGUGCGGACCAUGGCGCUGGAGGCCCUCACGCACCUGAGCACCCUGAGGCCUUUCUACUCCACAGAGGAGAGCAGCGAGCUGAUGGACAUCAGCUUACAUGCUGUGAUUUCUCUCCAGCCCCCAGCAGAGGACAAUGAGUCCAUUAAGACCUUGUAUGCGAACGCCCUGCACGCGCUGGAGCAGCUGAUGGGGGGGCUCAUGCAGCGGCAGCUGGACCCCAGGGGGCUGCAGGACAUGGUGCACCUCCUGGAGAAGUGGAUCUUGUCGGAGAGAGCGUGGGAGCGGGAGAAGGCCACGCGCCUGCACCUUCAUCUCCUGCAGCUCUACAUGCAAAGCGUCGGCGUCUGUAUCCCCUUGAAGCUGGGGCAGUUUGGCAUGCUGGUGGGGCUCAUUGCCCCCUGCACCUGUGACUCUCACAGGAGGACGCGCAUGACCUCCAUGGACAUCCUGUCCAGCUUGCUAGACCUGCACGCAAGCCAGACCUGCUCCCCAUGGGGCGCUUCCAAGGAGCUGGAGCUGGCGAAGUGUAGGGAGGAUCUCCAGGACCUGGACGGGGAGAAGGUUCUUUGCGCGUCCUCCAGAAUCGCCAAGGUGGCAUGCCUGGAGUUUAACUGCGACGAGGUGGUCUCGCUCAUCCAGAAGCUGUGUGAGAACAUCGGGGCCAUGGGCCUGCAACACGACAAGGCCUCCGUCACCUGGAUCGGCACCUUCCUCCAGAUGCGGGUCAAGGAGCUGGAGGACAAGGUAGCGGAGAUCCUGGGCGCCAUCCUGGCGCACCUGCCCGUGGUGGACCACCGGGCGGUGCGGCGCCUGCUCACCGAGGGCCUCCUGCUGCUGGCCCACUACCACCAGGAGCCCGUGCUCACGUCGCUGCUGAGGCAGCCCCUGCCCAUGGAGAGCCACCUGGCAGAGGUGUGGCUGGCCGUGGCGGAGAACGUGCCCUUGGCCCGCGCAAUGCUCCACGGACUGAUGGGCCGUCUGCAGGCGAGGUUCUCGCCCAGGGCAAGAGCCACCUCCAAGGCGGACGUCUGGCGCCUGGCUGCGGUGGACCCGCUGAUGACCCUCUGCACCAUCCACCUCCUGAUCCAAAAGAUAGACGAGGACGACAAGCUCCCGGACCUCUUCCCGGACCUCGUCUACACGCUCCUGCUGCAACUCAGCAGCAGGCAGGGUCCGGAGGCCGGGUCGCCGGUCCUGAAGACCUGGAGGCUUGUCCACACCGGGACCCUGCCCGAGGAGAUCAACCUGCAGAGGAUCACCAUCCAGUCCAUGCAGCUUUUGUUUAAGAGGCUCCAGAGUGAGCAGCUGCUUCAGAACCUGGAAGAGCAGGGCGUGUGGGGGCUCCUGGGGAGCAGCGCCACCUUCCUGCAAGGAGUGGGUGUGCUGGCCAGGCUGUGCGUGGGCCACGUGCAGGGCCACAGGCAGCGGCUGUCGGAGCUGGUGCUCAGAGGCAUGGCCUCCGAAGUCCUGAGCUGCCGCGUGAGCAGCACCGCCGCUUCCUUCCAGUUCAUGAGCGACCCGAUUCUGUACCAGGAGAAGCUGCUGAAGCCCGCGGUGCUGCUGCUGGAGAAGGGCGUGGACCAGGAGGACGAGGUGCUGCAGGUGCUGUCCCUGCGUGCUCUCGGCAACAUGGCUCUCGGCGCCCCCAAGAAGGUGCGGCGGUACCGGGAGCUCUUACUGGACAAGUGUCUGGGCUCCCUCGGGGAGCGGGCGAGCCCCAGCGUGACCUCUGAGGCCAUGGAGGCCCUGGCCAAAAUCCUGGCGGAGCUCCGGGAGGGAGACAUGGGCUGCUUCUUCGAGGCCAUCUCGGCGCGGUGCAGGGCCCUCUUCGACAGCGAGAGCGAGCUGCUGCGUUUCAAAGCCUUCGUGCUCUUUGGGAAGCUGGCGAAGAGGGUAAAAAUUUCCAAGAAGCGUUUCUUCAAGGAGGAAGUGAAGAAAGCCUGGGUCCCCCUCAUGCUGCACUGCCAGGACCCUUGCCCUGAGGCAGCCCAAGCCUGCGCGGCCACCAUGUUUCAGUGUCUGCACUUCUGGGGCUGGAGGGCCCUGGAGGGCCCGUGGAGCCCCCGUGGCACCAGCGCAGCCGAGGACCUGACGGCUUUCCAGGCAGCCCUGUGCUCCGUGCUGACUCAGAAGAAGCCCGAUGUUCUCUACGGCUUCCUGCUCCAAACAGUGACGUAUGUUAAGAGCAGCUUGUCCAGGAUCAGAAUCGCGUCUUGCAGCCUGGCAGGGGUCAUUCUGAAGCACAUGUCCGCGCAUUAUCUGAGGAGGCUGGACCUGCCGGAGCUGCGGAACUCUCUCCAGGAGCUGCAGCUGGACUCGGACCCCGGCGUCCGGAGGGCAGCCCUGGACACUCUCAAAGUCUUGGAUACCUGUAGUCAGCUGUGGCUUUUGGCUUCAGCGGAGGGAGCUUCCUAG